Messenger RNA from Saccharomyces kudriavzevii IFO 1802, 1785 nucleotides. RefSeq names its product Cef1p (gene CEF1). Gene Ontology annotation, cellular component: Prp19 complex; spliceosomal complex. NCBI's taxonomy places the organism in Eukaryota, Fungi, Ascomycota, Saccharomycetes, Saccharomycetales, Saccharomycetaceae. The coding region runs from base 1 to 1785 and encodes 594 amino acids. The record is from RefSeq and is a predicted model, not a curated record. The transcript has a single exon. Gene Ontology annotation, biological process: mRNA splicing, via spliceosome.
AUGGCUCCGGUGCCAAUAUAUGUGAAGGGGGGUGUGUGGACGAAUGUGGAGGACCAGAUUCUUAAAGCAGCCGUACAGAAAUAUGGAACUCAUCAGUGGAGCAAAGUGGCAUCCCUUUUGCAGAAGAAAACUGCCAGACAAAGUGAACUAAGAUGGAAUGAAUAUCUAAACCCAAACUUGAACUUCACAGAGUUUUCCAAGCAAGAUGACGCUAGGCUUUUGGAUCUCGCAAGGGAACUACCUAAUCAAUGGAGAACCAUUGCUGAUAUGAUGGGCAGGCCUGCACAGGUCUGCAUCGAGAGGUAUAAUCGGCUUCUGGAAAGUGAGGACGGCGGCGACAUUGCAUUGGGCCCAGGAUUGACUGAUUUGAAAGUUGGGGACAUCAAUCCCAACGCGGAGACUCAAAUGGCUCGACCCGAUAACGGCGAUUUGGAAGACGAGGAGAAGGAGAUGCUCGCUGAGGCCAGGGCCCGUCUGUUAAACACUCAAGGUAAGAAGGCCACAAGAAAGAUCAGAGAGCGCAUGCUUGAAGAAUCGAAACGUAUUGCUGAGUUACAAAAAAGAAGAGAAUUGAAACAAGCUGGGAUAAAUGUUGCUAUAAAGAAACCAAAAAGAAAGUAUGGUACAGACAUCGACUACAAUGAAGAUAUAGUAUACGAACAGGCUCCCAUGCCGGGGCUAUACGACACUUCCAAUGAAGACCGUCAGACAAAGAAGAAAUUUGAGCAGUUUGAGAGGAAGGUCAACAGAAAAGGUUUGAAUGGUGAUGAGGGCAAGUCAAGUAGGAAAUCUAAGGAUAGGAAAAGAAAACACGAGAAGAACGACUACCUAGAAGAGCGUAUAUCGGGUGAGUCCAGUGUCUUGACGGAUGACUACAAAAAACCAAAGCUUGUACUGUCUGCUCCGGGGACGAAAGGGGGAAGGCUAACGUAUAAAAAUGAACUGGAAAGCAAAAGGCAAAAGCUUAUCCAGACACAAGAAACAGGCGCUGUGCUGACACCGGAGGCACUGCUCUCCCACAGCCCCACACAAAACGACUAUGAAGGUGGUAACAUAAAGGUCGAAAAGAAGAUGAACUUACGCAUACGAAAGUUUCUAAUGCAAAUGUUCGCGUCUUUACCCACCCCAAAGAACGAUUUCGAAAUUGUGCUAAGUGAAGACGAAGAGGAGGAGAAGGAGGAGAAUACAGAGUUGGCCGAGUACCGAAAAGAAAUGGAAAAUGACAGGGUCAUGAAUGAAGAAAACAUCCUCAUGGAACCCGCGUCCCAAGAAAACACAUCGCCUGUGUCUUUGGUAGCCACGGCACUACCAUGCACGGCCCUACCCAUACCGGAAUUCAAAGGAAACCCGCACUCGAUAAUCGACGACAAGUACAACUUACUGGUGGCAAAUGCCAUAAACAAGGAAUCGCACAUGGAACCACAAGGUAUCGCCGAUUUCCUGAAACAGGUAGAAUCGCGUAUGCUGCAGGUAACCAAAGCAGGCACCCCCCCUCAAAUUCAAAGCGAACUAACAAUGCCUACAGGUGAGGCCAUUUUAGAAUCCAUCCAGUCAAUGGUAGAGUCCAUUGAGCAGCUACAGGACACUUUGAAGCAAGUACAACCCCUGGAACAACGGAACAACGAGUUUUGCAAGCUGCUUUGCCAUCACGACUUGCCCGCCCUAAUUCAGGCGCAACGCCAGUACUACACCGAUUACUACGUUUAUCAACAGGAGUUGCGAACCCUCGAAACCCGUAGAAAACGCCUCCGGGGCACGCUGCACUCUGCUUCCCUAUGGCGUUAG